UGGCUGCCCUUGGAGGGUGGUAUCGAUUUUGUGGGACGUGGUGUUGGGAGGGGCUGGUUAGGCUCAAAAUUGCGUGAAAUGGGCAAAGAAAGUGUUUGUUUUCGAUGUCUGCGUUGUUGGCGACCGUAAGGUGCCACAAGUUUAUCACAACUGAAUCCCCUACUGUCAGUACCCUUCGCGUCUCAUUGGGAUCACAAUUCAGGUGGAUGCCGUAUGUCUGGACCUGUUGCUCAGUGUGGAGGGGUUCAAUGGAAAGGUGACAUGUGGGAUGACGUCCUGGACUGAGAGGAUGCACAGGGGAGCAGCUACAUUAGGCACAGUGGUCACGUCAUGUGGCCAACAAGCUGUGCCCUACCCUCGACAACUGGAAAAGGUCAAGUUUGGCUUCCCGCUGGACCAAGUAUGCAAGAAAGACAUUCCUGGCCCGCUGCUGGUGCUGAUCUUGAAGCUGAACAAGGAGGCGCCGUACAAAAAGGACGUCUUUCGAGCGCCCGGCCACCAAGGGAACAUGAAAAAGCUUGUGCACUUCCUGCAGAACGGCCGUCUCGUCAACCUGGACAACUUCAGCAUAUACACAAUCGCCUCCGUGCUGAAGAAGUUCCUGCGUAAGAUCCCUGACGGCAUAUUCGGCCUCGAAAACGAGCAGCGGCUGUUCCAGAUCGUCGAGCUGGACGACCCCGAGAAACAGCGCGACGAAGUCCACCGGCUUAUCACCCUGCUGCCCGUCCACUCGCAGCGUCUGCUGGUGCUGCUGUUCGGCACGUUCCGCGUGAUCGCCACCAACGCCGAGCGCGCACGCACCGGCAUGACAUCGGAGGCGCUGGGCGUCAGCGUGGCGCCCUCUUUCUUCCAGAGCUGCGUCAGCGACGGUCGCGAGGCGCGCCGCGAGGACGUGCAGCGCUUCAAGGAGGAGGUGGACGUGGCCAUGCGGAUCAUGAAGUUCCUCAUCGACAACUUCGGCGUGAGUAACCUGUUCGGCCGGGACAACUACGAGUACUACGCGCGCAUCACGGGCCGCAUACUGAAGGUCGAGGAGGACUGGAUCUUCAGCUUCCGCUACCCGCCCGACAACAUCAUCUCUCGGGUGCGCACGCUAGACGCUCAAAGGCAGUGGAUUGCGCAGGAGAUGCAGCAGUGGGGCAUCCGGCUCAACUUGGAAGCGAUGUCCGUCCAGGAGGAGUGUCAGUCGACGCCGGCGCUGCUGCACAUGCCGGACGACCCGGCGUCGGCGGCCGGCGACGGUGGCCCGUCCGGCGGCGCCGUGCCCGAGAACUCGCUGCGGCAGAGCUGCACCCGACUCAGCGUCAGUCUCGAGGAGAACGGCCUGUUCAAGGUGGGCUCAGCCGGCAGCUCCUCUACCUCGAGCUGCACGCUGAAAAUGACGCUCGAAGAGCUAAAGGAUAUCAAUAAGUACGCAGAAAGUACCAAAAGCCUGUCAUUCCUACCACUGGUGCACGAGCGGCAGACGGCGCGCAUGCGCACGCGCUCCGAAUGGUUCCUGACGCCUCUCAAGCUCAGCCUGCGCGCCGGCAGCGGCGGCGUCGCAGCGGCCGACAGCGGCGUGCUGCGUGGCGAGCGGCGCGCUAACCUGGCCGCCAGGGCGGCGCCACCGUCGACAGGUGGCGGCGGCAGCGCGGCGGACCGCGAGAAGCGUCUGGUUCGCCGCUCUUCCAGCAAGGACAAGGAGCGCCGACUCGUUCGCCGCUCGUCCAGCAAGGACAAGGAGUCGCGCCUGGUGCGCCGCUCGUCCAGCAAGGACAAGGAGAACGGCGCCCAGCUGCGCCAGGCGCUGGCCGGCGGCGGCGAGCCGGCCGCGGCCGAGGAGGCGGCGCGCCGCCCUCUCACCGAGCAGGAGUGCAGCGAGGCCAGCAACGUCAGCCUGCACGUGUCGCUCACAUACAAACCGCGCAUCUGAUCUCUGACCGCCGCCGCCGAUUCCACUCACCGAUUCCACUGCCACAGUACAAAGUCGGACUGCCUUCCGCCCGGGCGGCGCGCGCCCGCCGACGGGGGCGAGCGGGCGCGUCCGUGCGCUGCGCGUGUACUGGGUGCGAGCUGGGCGGACGCCACUGGCGCCGCCUGGCUCCCGUUUCCGUCGCUUUGUCAUUGUGUUUGACUCUUCCAUUUUCUAUUGCUGGUCGGGCGGGCCGCGGUCUGUGCCGCCCCGCCGGGGCGCGGCGGGCUUUUCUCCCGCUGGCGGCGCGCAGGGCGACAGUGCCGCGCCGGGCGGCGCAGACGGCCGCUUGGGGUGCGGGCGGGAGCGCGACGCGGUCCGGCUUCGGAUGUUCCCCGCGACGGCAGGAUUCCCGCUCUGUAUCCACUGGCGGCGGGGCGUGACGCGACCACUGGGGCUCACUGCGGCGCGGCCGGCCGCUCGGGGACCGCGGGGGCGCGGCCCGACGGUUUCGGCUCACAGUGGGGUUGUCGGCCGCGCUCGCGCAGGCGGACUCAGGGCCUGCAGCCGGCCGACGGCAGCCGCGCGGCGCCGUCUGCCGGUGCGCCCAUGUGACACGCUACAAGAUAUUCCACGGCGACCGUUUUUAUACGUAUCGUAGCUUUAAUAUGAUAUAUCCGCACAGCUUUCUACACUGCCUCAGGGGCCAAGAUGAUAGCAUUGUCUGUAAUUCUAAACGGGGCAAGUGAUUGUCCAGUUCUAGCAUUAGCUGGGAAUAUCAGAAAAUAUCACCUGUAUCGAAGACCCAAGACUUGCACCUACCGAUAUUGCGUUCUUGCCAUCGUAGUUCACAUGAUUAUGCGGAAAGUGCAUGCUAGCUGUUAUUAUGUAUGUUUGCGUAUUUAUAUUGUUACCAAAAAGUUUCUAAUUUAUUAAAAGAUUUUCGCUUCGUUUUGUGUGAGCCGUGCUAUCUUUGGUAUAUUUUGUACAUCGCUCGAUGAUGGUUUCUUAAUAAAUGCUGCACGUUUUC
Molecule: messenger RNA, 2924 nt
Organism: Pollicipes pollicipes
Lineage: Eukaryota; Metazoa; Arthropoda; Thecostraca; Pollicipedomorpha; Pollicipedidae
Gene: RhoGAP71E
Product: Rho GTPase activating protein at 71E
Exons: 14
Coding region: 269-1915 (548 amino acids)
Biological process (GO): signal transduction
Molecular function (GO): GTPase activator activity
Source: RefSeq, a predicted model, not a curated record